AUGACAUCUAGAAGUACAUUGGGAAUUUCUUCUUUAGGAUUGACCGAGGAUACAGAAAAAUUUGUUUGGAAUAGGAUAAAAAGUAUUAGAAGUUCAUUAACAUUGCGCGGAGAAAAAGUCAAAGAAAAAUUAGUCGAAGAUAUUUCAGUUUCCAAUAGCAGCACUACCGAUAAAUCCAGCUUUUCUGUAUCCGAAUUAACUGAGACUGAGGCGGAAGGGGCUUCUCACAAGAGGUUACUUUCUCUUUCACCAGAAAAUAUAUCUCGUCAUUCCAGUCAAAUAUCAUACGAUUCUGGACAAGGAUUUUUUGGAAAAACCAAUUAUCGCACUAAAGAUGUCAAAUAUUUUGAUAAACAAGAAUUGAGAGAUUAUUUUCCAGACCUAAAAAAGUCUAGAUAUGGCUUUUAUAAUAGAAUUAUUCGUUCCAUACCUUGCCUACAUUUUUGUAUCCGGCUUAUAUUUCCUCCUUUUUACAAAGUCGACGAGCCCAGAUUCGUAUUAUGGAUGGUUUUGGUCAAUUUAUGUUUUCUUUACAAUAUGUUCACUAUUUUCAUCAGGACCUCAUUCAGAGAGGUUCAAAGUACACAAAAAAGUCUGUAUUAUUGGUUUGCCGUGGAUUAUUUUACCGAUUUUAUAUUUUUUACGGAUAUUUUAGUACACAUGAAACUUCGCUAUCUAUACAAUGGACUAUUCAUAAUUGAUCGAGUAAAAAUGCGACAAAAUUAUAUGAAAACUGGCAAAUUCAAAGCGGAUAUUAUUGCAUUAUUACCUACUGAUUUAUUGUAUCUUAAAUUAGGAAUAUGGCCUAUAUUUCGGAUUAAUAGAAUAUUUAAGGUAAAUAAAAUAUGUAAAAUAAUGUUUAUAAAAAUAAAAUUUUAGUAUCCUGUGUUGCCUCAAUUAUUUGAUUUGCUAGAAAUUAUACUUAGAUCCUCAUAUAUCUUGAGGAUGUUUAGAAUAGUGCUCUAUUUACUGUUGCUAAUAAAUGUAAAAGCAAGCUGCUUUUACUUGAUGUCCAAGUACGAAGGAUUUGGCAUAAAUGACUGGGUUUACGAUAACAAAGGACACGCAUAUUUGAGAUGCUUUUAUUUUGGAUUAAAAACCUCAACGGGUAUCGGCAAUAACGAAGGGGCUAAUAAUAAUCUAGAGAGGAUAUAUAUGACUAUCAUUUGGUUAAUAGGGACCUUUUCCGUAGCUUUAUUUAUAGCUCAGGUGAGAGCUAUUUUUGAGGAUAGUCGAAGAAACAUUACAGAAUUUAGGAAUGCUCUUGAUAAAACUAUGAAUUUUUUGAAAAAUUCUAACAUACCCCCUUACCUCACUAAUAAAGUUAGAUUAUGGAUAAUAUACACAUGGAAAUCACAAAAAUGCUUGGAUGAAAACGAGUUCUUAGACUUUCUCUCUCUAAAAAUGCAAACGGAUAUAGCUAUCAGUGUGCAUUACGAAACCUUGUCAAAAGUCCAAUUAUUUCAAGAUUGCGAGAGAAAUCUGCUAAGGGAUUUGGUAUUGAAACUUAAACCUGUCGUGUAUUUACCAGGAGAUUAUAUCUGUAAAAAGGGAGAAAUAGGUAAGGAAAUGUAUAUAAUCAAUAGUGGAAUAGUAGAAGUCACUAUAGGUAAAGACCCUAACUUGAUCGUACUGGCUACUCUAAAAGAAGGCUCUGUAUUUGGUGAAAUUAGCUUAUUGUCCAUAACGGGUGAAAAUAGAAGGACUGCUAACGUAAGAAGCAAAGGGUUUUCCAAGCUUUUUGUAUUGAGUAAAGAGAAUUUAGAAGACACUCUGAUGGAAUACCCCGAUGCCAAAACUUUAUUGGAAAAAAAGGCUAGAAAAAUUCUAAAGUCACAAAAAAAGAAAACUGGUACCAAAAAAAAUAAGGAAUCCACGGAAUUGCCAAAUGUUACUGAAGAUGAUGUCAAAGUUAAAGCAUUAUCUGAACCCAAAAUGAUAGAUACAGUAUUGAAGAUUAUGGACCCCACCUCCAAAACUGUGCAGAUGUUAAAGAAAGGGGAGCAUUUUACAGUUGAAAAUAAUCCGGAUUUCGAGAAUCAAGACUUAUCGAAUGUAAUCAGAGGCUCAUCUACGCCAAAAUUUAUGAGGAUGUAUCGUAAAAUCAAUAAUUUUGAUAAGAAAAAUACAAAUUACGAUGAUAUCAGGAAAGGAUAUAGUGAUAAUGCAUAUCGCAAAAUGGGUGACGACAAGGCUAAUAAGAAUGCAUUUAGAGGGCAUUUAAGAUCCCAAUCUCUUUCCCCUUUCACGAUUAAACCAAAUAAUAUAAAACCAUCCAGAUCUUUCCAAGACAAACACCAUAAAAAAUGGUACAAAUAUAAUUUAAAGAGGAAAUAUUGGAGUGUUAGUCCUAUCUAUCCUCAAAUUAUCAUUUCGUGUGAUGACAAAGAUACAUUUUACGAAUCAAGUCCCAGCAGCAGAACAAUAUAUAAAAAUAAAAAAGCAGGUCGUUAUAACAAAGUUGGUGAUCAUUCAUUGUCUGUUUCUUUGCAUUCAUUGACAAAUUUAAACACCGAAAGCGGAAGCUCGAGUUAUGUUUCUCUUCCCCAAUCUAAGAGUUGUUCCAAUCUAAGUUUCCCAAAUAUAUAAAAUGUUAAAACACCAACUUACGCAU
Messenger RNA from Gordionus sp. m RMFG-2023, 2614 nucleotides. RefSeq names its product cyclic nucleotide-gated cation channel beta-3-like. The record is from RefSeq and is a predicted model, not a curated record. Lineage: Eukaryota; Metazoa; Nematomorpha; Gordioida; Chordodea; Parachordodidae. Gene Ontology annotation, biological process: monoatomic cation transmembrane transport. Gene Ontology annotation, cellular component: intracellular cyclic nucleotide activated cation channel complex; plasma membrane. The transcript has 16 exons. Gene Ontology annotation, molecular function: intracellularly cAMP-activated cation channel activity; intracellularly cGMP-activated cation channel activity; cGMP binding.